Messenger RNA from Condylura cristata (star-nosed mole), 3305 nucleotides. Its product is annotated as zinc finger protein 883-like. The transcript is spliced from 3 exons. The record is from RefSeq and is a predicted model, not a curated record. The coding region runs from base 146 to 2194 and encodes 682 amino acids. NCBI's taxonomy places the organism in Eukaryota, Metazoa, Chordata, Mammalia, Eulipotyphla, Talpidae.
CUGUAUCUCGAUGUGAUGCUGGAGAACUUUGCUCUGAUAGCCUCCCUGGCAGGACACUGUGACCUUGGAUGACGUGGCUGUGUACUUCUCCUGGGAGGAGUGGGGCCUCCUUGACGACACUCAGAGAUGCCUGUACCAUCGCGUGAUGUCGGAGAACUUCGAACUUGUAUCAUCGCUGGGUUGCUGCUGUGGAGCAGAGGAUGUGGAGGCUCCCUUGGAACAGGUCAUCUGUGUGGAUGAGUCCCAGGUCAGCUCCGCCAGGCAUCCUUCAUCUUCAAGGAAGACCCACCCCUGUGACAGGUGCGGCCCAGCCAUAAGGGACAUUUUCUGCCUCCUUGAGCACCAGGGACCACAGCACAACCGGAAUGUGUUCAGGUGUAGGAUGUGUACAAAACAGUUCUGUUUUGAUGGAAACCUCCAGAAACACCAGGAGCAGCACUUGGGAGAGAUGCCUUUGAAAAGCAUGGUGGAUAGCACCUCACUGGUGGAGAGCUUGGAUUUCCACAGCUCAGCAAAGCUGGUUCCCCAAGGAGACGAUGGGGAGGACUUCCUGGUGACCUUGAAUCAUCUCCAACAAGAGGCCACUCACCCCAGGGAGACACCAGGCCAAGCCUCCCCGGGCAGGGAAGCUCUACAGAGCCCAGAAAGGGAUGAGACCGGGGGCACACGCAGAAAAGCCUGGAGGCCCGAGCACACACUUGUUCAGGAUCAGGUUGUGCACACUGGUAGACCAUGUCUUGUGUGCAGGGAAUGUGGGAAAGCAUUUGACAGCAAAUCUUCAUUUGUCGUUCACCAGAGAGCUCAUAUUGGACAGAAGCUUUACGACUGCGGUGAAUGUGGUAAAUCCUUUAGGCGCAGCUCAAACCUACAUAAACAUCAAAGAAUUCAUAGUGCAGAAAGGACUUACAGCUGCAGUGAGUGUGGGAAAUCUUAUAGGGAUAGAGCCCAGUUCGGUCAGCAUCAGAGACUUCAUACUGGAGAACGGCCUUACGAGUGCACUGAAUGUGUGAAAUCGUUUCCCUGCAGCUCCAGGCUCCUCUCUCAUCAGAGAGUUCACACAGGGGAAAGGCCUUACACCUGCAGUGAAUGUGGGAAGUCUUUUUCAUACAGCUCGACACUCAGACAACACCGGAGUGUCCACACAGGAGACAGGCCUUAUGAGUGCAGGGAAUGUGGGAAGUCCUUUAAGCGAAGAGACCACCUUCUCAUACAUCAACGAGUUCACACGGGAGAAAGGCCUUAUGAGUGUGCUGAAUGUGGGAAGUCCUUUACUUGCAGCUCAACACUCAAAGAACACCAGAGAGUUCACACAGGAGAAAGGCCUUAUGUGUGUGGUGAAUGUGGAAAGUCCUUUCAACAAAGAAAUUAUCUUCUUAUGCACCGGAGUGUUCACACAGGGGAAAGACCUUAUGAGUGCAGCGAGUGUGGGAAGUCUUUCAUCUAUAGCUCGGUUCUCAGAGAGCACUGGAGGGUUCACACGGGGGAGCGACCUUAUGAGUGCUCUGAAUGUGGGAAAUCUUUUACCUCCAGCUCAACACUCAGAGAGCACUGGAGAGCUCACACUGGAGAAAGGCCGUAUGAGUGCACUGAAUGUGGAAAAUCCUUUAGCCGCAAAUCUUUCCUUUCCCACCAGAGACUUCAUUCUGGAGAAAGGACAUACGAGUGCAGCGAAUGCAGGAAAUCUUUUACCUGUAGCUCCGCACUCCUUACUCAUCAGAGAAUUCACACGGGAGAAAGGCCUUACAAGUGUAGCGAGUGUGGGAAAUGUUUUACUCAGAGCUCAUCCCUCACGGAGCACUGGCGAGUCCACACGGGAGAAAGGCCAUUUGCGUGUAGUGAGUGUGGGAAGUCCUUUACCCAUAGCUCCACGCUCAGCAAACACCGGCGAGUUCACACAAGAGAAAGGCCUUAUGAAUGCAGUGAGUGUGGGAAAGCCUUUAACCAAAGCUCUGCACUCUAUUUACAUCAGAGAAUUCACACUGGAGAAAGGCCUUAUGAGUGCAGUGAAUGUGGGAAAACUUUUACGCACAUCUCUGCUCUCCGCCUACAUCACAGAGUUCACACUGGAGUAAGGCCUUAUGAGUGCAGUCAGUGUGGGAAGUGUUUUAGCCAAAGCUCUAAACUUCGUCAGCAUCAGCGACUUCACAUUGUGUCUAGGCCUUAUGAGUGUAGUGAGUGGAAAAUCCUUUGCUGAUGUUGCCACCUUCUUAAACACAGAUCGCAGUGGAGAGAGGCCUUAAACAUAGAGUGAACCUAAGUGCUCAUACUUGGGGUAUUCCUUGAGCUUCCAGUGAUCGUGCUGCAUCAAGAUGUAUGAGGGCAGUGAAUGGGGAAAUCCUUUUACCAAAACACCCUCGAGAGCUCAGUGCAAGGAAAGAUGGUAGAAGUGUAGCGAAUGUUUGAAAGCCUUCAGUUUUAUCAGAUGCUACAAAUUCACACACAAAAGAUCUGUGUGCUGGUAAUGUGUCAUUUACUGUUGGGCGUGUUGGCGCUGGGGAUUUGCCUUAUGAAUAUCCCGUGUGCCUACAUUGAACACGCACGUAUGAAGCCAUUGAGAUGUCAGGUGUGGGCAGCUGUAUUACGUUUCAAGGGCCCUCCCCAGGCAGUCACGCCACUUUCACAGCAUAGUCCUCUCACUUGCAGUGGGGGGCAGGUGCUCACAGUCCGCCCCGACCCAGCCUAGUGUGUCCAGGGUGUUGGCCUGGGUGUUCUGUUGGUGUGCAGCUUGUAAGAAACUUGAGCUCUUGUUCCUCUCUCCUUUCUCUGAUUUAUCACUAACCAGAGAUUUCUGGUUGGAGGAUCCAAAACUAGAAAAGUGACUAGAAAAGUAGCUGAUGAUUUUCAGGGAUGCUGCUCUCACAUGGCUCCUGUGGUGGAAUUUCCCAGCGUUUGUCACUGACCCAAGAAAGGUUUGUCCCCUGCUGGCUCUGGUUUACAAGGAAACAAAGGACUUUAUUUAGCCACUUUCGACCUUGGGGUUUCUGGUCACUAUUUGAGAUGUUUUUAAAACAGCUAGGUCUAACUUGAAGAGAUACAGAUUUGUCAUUACUUUAUGGUCUUCUUAUCUUCUGAGAGCGGUAUAGUGCAGACCUUGUUUGCUUUGCUACUGUUUCUGCGAGAAAGCCGUCAGGGCCUGGUGGCUCUCAUUUGAGGCCUCUGUGUUAUUGUAGGAGACCCCAGCAACCCCGAGCAGGGCUCAGCUCUGACAGUUUGACUUUGUAGGAACAGCAUGACUCUUCCCCUUGCUCACAGUGACUUUCGGAGACUGGGUGCUGUUGAGAGGUCGCCUUCCCGCAUCCCAGCUA